This is a messenger RNA of Patiria miniata (bat star), 4051 nucleotides long. RefSeq names its product protein cramped-like. The transcript has 19 exons. Lineage: Eukaryota; Metazoa; Echinodermata; Asteroidea; Valvatida; Asterinidae. The record is from RefSeq and is a predicted model, not a curated record. Bases 235 to 3636 code for a protein of 1133 amino acids. Gene Ontology annotation, cellular component: nucleus. Gene Ontology annotation, molecular function: chromatin binding. Gene Ontology annotation, biological process: pattern specification process.
UGUACAUAGGCCCAGCUCCAUGUUCACGUACUGUACGGUACGGUACAAGUCAGUGCUACAACUCCAGAAAGCGCGUAGUACACACGUACAACCUGAGUGACACACACCUAGUUCACUAGCACUAGCUAAAAUUUAAGAUGGAUAUUAUAAGCUUUUCUGGAUUCUAUCAAGUUUUGAGUAUUGUUGACCCCAUGAUUUGCCACAUUAUUUGUCUGGUUUAGGACCAAAAGUACGAUGAAUGAAACUGAUGUUACAAAAAGGGUGCAAGUGCAGUCUAGCACCAGUGAGGAGGUAAAUUCGGGGGAAAAAUCUCCCGAUCUGGAAGAACCAGCCGAAAUGAAGGGGUCCCAUAUCGAGGGCGUUAGUGCACCCGAGAACGGACCAGCCCAACAGCCAGACAUGUCAGCAGACGAGAUUAAACAAGAACAGCCAGCUCCUGCUGCCAAGCCACCUCUAAAUCAUCCGUUCCUCAGAUCGAGUGUCAAAAGAAAGAAAAAGGAGCCAACACCCCCACCAUCACCUCCAAAACCUGAUGAGACAGAGAAGGCUGAAGCCAAGCCAGACAGGAAGCGAUGCUGGGAGGCAUGGAGCGAUGGAGAAACAACGCUGUUCUUUGAAGCUGUCAACGAGUACGGGAAAGACUUUGAUGCCAUUCAGAAGUACAUUGAACAGCGACACAAGAAGCUCGGCUUGGCAGCUCAUCAAAUCAAGAACAAAAACCAGGUGAGGCAUCUGUACUACAGAACGUGUCAUAAACUGUUCAGCUUUGUCGAUCCUAAGCCAGAUCAAGGGAAGACCUUCAGUGAACUGUUAGCCUUGGUAAACUUUGGCGAGUUGAGGAAGAAACUGAGUUUGAAAGGGGGCAUCACCCGGAAAAUAGGACAGAAACUCAAUCUACUCGUCACUAAUGGGCAAACAUUGAUCCGUGUCAAAGGCCAGAACCGACGAGUCAAGACACCUCUUUGCAAGGCACUCAGAAAACUCAAAGGUGACGAGAACAAGUCGGAGCCCUACAAGUUACCAGCUCAUGUCUUGAUGGAGUUACAGCCGAAGAACAACAAGGCAUGGGCCUCAGUCCAAGGCACGGCACACAACCCAAGAGUCAGGUUGGUGAUUUCUCUCAAGAAAAACCUGAGUAGCAUCAUCAGCUAUCUCAACGACAAGUGGACACCGUAUAACUCAAAGCUUUUGAACACACUGAAGCCCACAGAUGACGUCAAAAACUCUCUGCGACUUAGACUAUUGCUUUCGGAAGGAGUCGAGGUGACACCACACAACCAAGUGACUGGACGCUACAUGCACAGCGACAGCAGGGCCGUCUUCUCAUUGGACACUGAGGCUCGGGUCACAAAGGCUGUGGCUGCUUCAAAGGCUGCGAAGAUCCAACGUGCGGCUGCUGCGCCGUCGACACGUACUCCUUCUGGAUGUAGCCUUGAUUGUACCAAAGAUGUUCCCGGUUUGGACAAGACAGCGGAUAAGGGCAACUGCGACAGCAACACCUUGGCAGGCAAACCAAGAAAGUAUAAGCCUCGUAAGAAGGCCAAGCUUGCCAAAAUUGACGAGUGUAGCAAUGAGGCGGGGGACCAGGAAGUACAACCAGUGCCCAUCAUCACUUCAAACCACCGCAGAAAAUCAGAGGACUCGGAGCCCAUGGAAGUCACCAAGAGUGAUUCGUCAAAGAGUCCUAUAAAGGAGGAAGCAAAUGAAACAGAGAAAAUGGAAACUGAAGAGCUGCCAGAGGUAAAAUCAGAAAUGGAGACGAUUCCUCUGGAGGAGAUGCAAUGGACAGUGGCUCCAGAGAAGGAAAUUACCAAAGACGAACAGUUGAUGGGAGAGCUUUCAGCAGAGAACUCCAAGAAUCUGACCAUGACGGAUAUUUAUUUAAUGUUAAAUAUGCCUACCCGUUUGAAGUUUGAGUAUGAGUUUGUGAAGGAAGAAAGCGGCUCAACUGAUGAUAAGCCUCGGAAUGAGUCCAAGCUUCUGCACAAGCUGCUUGCACUCGCCAGCACAGAGUUCACUGACAUCAGGAAACCUAGAAGGAGUAUCUCAGUUGGCACAGUAACGUCCCCACCACGCUUCAACAUGAUGCCAGGCAACAACACAACACCGCCCUCUAAGGCCUCCUUCAUCUCGCAACUCUCCAAGAGCCCAGGUACCCCACGAGGUGGAAGGAACGCAACCAGCAACGGUUUGAUGCGAGUCAACUCGCGACCUGUCGGCAAGCCUACCGGCACAGGGAAUGCCAAGGAUAAAGACAAUGGGGUUUUCCUGAAGCCUGCCGUGCCGUCAUCACAACAGCAGCACUCGGCUUCCAUGGAGUCGUCAACGACUGCUGCGGAGAAGCUGUUCAUGGCUCAGAUUGAGUCACUACAGAAACAGCCGUUUCUCAAGCCUAACAAUAGAAGAGGAAGAAAGCCGCUAGUUGUACAGAGAACAUUACUUCCCAGACCCCUGUGUGAACACAAAGGUCCCACCAGACACAUGAUGUCCAUGUCUAAGACCGGUCAGUUUACACCCGUCCAGCUGGGCAUUCCGGACAGCGUCAGUCAGAAGACCAUAGUACGUCCAGUCCCCAUUGCCCCAGGCCCAGCUUCUCGUGGUCUGCCGUCGAGCAGCGCAUCAAGUAAGGCCUCUAUGCCAUCCAGCUCGGACCGUACCAAUAGUCCCAUCCUCGCCUAUGCUGCAUCCCCCAUCGGCAGUCCAGGCCAGUCUAUGGUUGCCUCGCCUCUCAAUGCUUCCUCCCCUGUCUCAUCGCUUGCCAUGGCCACGCCUACAUCGUUAUUGCCUGGAGGCGUGGCACCCAUGAAUGAGAUUGAAGCAGCCAGUGCAGCAGCAGGCAUAGAUACCACCCUCCGCCCCAGCCCCCCAGAGCACACGCACCCACCCACCGCCUCGCCCCUACCCAUGGACACGACGUCAUGCAUCGCCCAUGCCGGCCCCGCCAAAACCCCCAUGUUGAACCCCAGCCCACAGAUCAUAGACGAUACCAUGGAGAUUGUAUCCGUUACUCCCAGUACCAGCUUUGAUACCUCUGAGACGGGCGGGGCUCUGGACACAGUGGGUACGGUGGGGCAGACUUUUAGUAUCCCAGCUCCUAACUUGUCUUCGUUGUUGGACAUUUCGUUACCGUCUUCAGCUGCUGCAGGAGCUGGCGAUAGCCUGAUGGACAUACCCAUAGGAUCAGCAUCAUUCACAGGUUUCAACCAGCAGCUGUCACCAAACACCAGCAACCCCAGCGUUAUGCUGCCCUCUAUGUCCCCAGUGCGUGAGUCUGGUACCACAACUCCUCCACUGCACCUAACCAGUCCGUCUUCCUCGCCGUUCAAACUCAACUCUCUCAGUCUGGACAACCAGUGGCUCAAUGGAGAGAAUGCGGAUAUAUCAUACAGCAGUAUUCUUGCCACCCUGGAGUCUCCUGAGAAGAAGGACAGACAUGGCUCUGGCUCACUAACCAUCCCACAGCCUAGCCUCAUCAGUGAGUCCUCCAGAGAUUCUACAAUCUCAAAAGAUGUGGACGCUCAUCUCCAGUUCAUGAUGAAUGAGAACAGUGUGGACUAUGUGGCUAAGUUUGCUGACCUAGCCGCUCACAUAACAGCUCAGCAGGAGGCACAGAAGGAGACUACAGUUAGCCAUUAGAGUUGAAGCUACCAAGAAUGCGGCUACUUAGUAAGUUCCCAUACUGCGUCGUAGCCAUUCAUGGCCAGCACAUGCAAGUGUGGGUGGGGCUAAAUGGAUAGGUCUAUAGAGUAAACUCUGCGCGGGAACCAGAAUACGCAGGAAAACUGUGGUACUCUUUUGGGCACGGUGAAUGAAACAAUAGUGUCCAAGUUAACUUAUUCAGUUAAAAACUGUUGAACAUUUUCUUCAGUUUCUUCCCGCUAAAACAUUUGAUGCAUGGAUGUCCAGAGAAUGCUAUAAAUGCUUUUGCUUUUUGCUUGCAAUGGAUGUAUUAUAUUUAUUGGAGAAAUUCAGUGGAUGUGGACAGAUUGUUUGUUUUUUUAACUUAGAAAUGGAAAAAAACAUAAAGCCCGGUUCAUACUCGGCGCAAAAG